Molecule: messenger RNA, 498 nt
Organism: Prorocentrum cordatum
Lineage: Eukaryota; Dinophyceae; Prorocentrales; Prorocentraceae
Source: the annotation of a GenBank genome assembly
GAGGAGGAGGAGGAGGAGGAGGAAGGAGGAGGAGGAGCGAGGAGGAGGAGGAGGCUCCCUCCAGGCCCCGCGGCGGCGGCGCGCCCGGCAGUGCGGCGCGCACGACGGAGGAGCAGCAGCGCGGCAGCAGCCGGGCCCGCGGUGUGCGCGCGGAGGAGCGGUCCAUCGAGGUGGACUCGCCGUGGACGCCGCGGUCUGGCUCCGUGUGCUCCGCCUGCCUCUCCGCGGCGCCCUCGGCGUGCGCGUCGCCUUUCAGCCCGUCGCGCGCGAGGGCGCCUGGGGCGGCGCCUGAGCCCGCCGAGAGCCUGGCCGCGGCCGUGCUGGCCGCCACACACAUGCGCUGCGGCGAGGGCGCGCUGAGGUGGUUGGCGGAGCCGCUCCGCGGGGCCCUGGACGCGGUCGCGGAGGCCGAGGCGCGCUGCUCCCGCAGCAGCGGCUACGCGCGGCUGCUGGCCGAGCCGCAGCGGGGGCUGUUCCUGGGCGGCAGGCUGCCGGGAG